AUGCCAGCCAAGUCCGAGAUCGAGGACCUUGACUCCAAAGCCCAGCUGGAGACGGAUGUCCACGUCGAAAACGCAGACGCGGAAAUUGCCAAGUCAAAGUACAAGGCAAACAAGCAGCUCGACCAGGCUGCCGAGCUGCUUGCUCAGGCCGGUCCCCUCGACUUUUCCAAGGAGGACAAGAAGCGUGUGCUCAAGUGGAUCGACUUUUACGUCUGUGUGCCCAUGUGUCUUGUGUACUGGAUCCAACAGAUGGACAAGUCAACGCUGGGUUACGGAGCCCUUUUCGACCUUCAAACCGAGUUGCACCUCCACGGCCAGGAGUACGCUCUCCUGAACAGUAUCGUGUAUGUGGCCCAGGUCAUCUGCCAGCCCCUCUCCGCCUACGCUCUCGUCGUGUUCCCCGUCAAGUACUGGGUUCUUGCCAACUACAUCGUCUGGACCGCCUGCACCAUGUGCUGUGCCGCCGCCACCACCUGGUCCGGCAUGAUGGCAUGCCGUUUCUUCCUCGGAGCCGCCGAGGCCACCAUCCUGCCAUCGUUCGUGUUCAUCACCCAGAUGUGGUGGACUCGUCGCGAGCAGAGUUACCGUACCGUCGCGUACCAGAUUGCCAACUCGAUGGCCGCCAUUACCGGUCCUCUCAUCGCCUGGGGCAUUGGUCACGUCACCAAGGGUAUCCACGCGUACCAGGCCAUUUUCCUCGCCGUCGGCGGUGUGUCGGCCUUCUUCAUCCCUAUUGUGGCAUGGCUCCUCCCCAACUCGCCUGUGACCGCUCGUUUCCUCCGUCACGGUGAUGACCGUCUCAUUGCCUUGGACCGUAUCCGCGAGAACAACAUGGGCACCAAGUCGAACGUCUGGAAGUGGAGCCAGGUCCGCGAGGUCGUCAGGGACCCCAAGACCUACAUCUGGGCCAUGAUUUACAUCACCUCCGCUCUCGGCGGUGCCGGUCUCGGCAACUUUGGCGGUCUGAUUAUCAAGGGUCUCGGCUUUACCAGCUUCAACGCCACUCUCAUGGGCAUGCCCACCGGUGCGCUCGGCAUGAUUGCCCUUGCCCUCUCGAUCUACGUCACCAACAAGAUCAAGAUGCGCUGGCCAGUCAUCGCCUUCCUCAUCCUGUUCCCCAUCGCUGGUGCCACUGCCAUCCGCAAGCUCCCCCGUGACAACCUCACUGGCAUGGUCGUUUCCUACUACGUCACCUUCGUCUUUGCCGCCAUCCAGCCUCUCUUCUACGCUUGGGCCAACUUGAACCAGUCGGGAUCCACCAAGCGCGUGGUCAUGUUCUCCAUCAUGUUCGCCUGCCAGUGCAUGGGUAACAUCUUCGGUCCCCUCGUCUGGCUCGCCAAGGAGGCCCCCAAGUACUACACUGGACUCGCCUUCUCCAUCUCCAUGUACUGCACCCUCUUCCUCCUUGUCAUUGGCCAGGGCCAGUACCUCAAGUACUUGAACACCAAGCAGCGCCAGCGCCGUAUCGAGAUGGGUCUCCCCGCCGACCUCAAGGAUAUCUCGAUCAUGUCGCUUGACGAGGCCGACGCGUACAAGCACGAGCUUAUGGAGGUGCUCCGCAGCCAGGGUGGCGACACCGACCUCUACGUCUCGUCGUUCGACGACCUGACUGACUGGGAGAACCCCAUGUUCAUGUACGUUGUCUAA
Molecule: messenger RNA, 1647 nt
Organism: Apiotrichum porosum
Lineage: Eukaryota; Fungi; Basidiomycota; Tremellomycetes; Trichosporonales; Trichosporonaceae
Exons: 5
Coding region: 1-1647 (548 amino acids)
Biological process (GO): transmembrane transport
Cellular component (GO): membrane
Molecular function (GO): transmembrane transporter activity
Source: RefSeq, a predicted model, not a curated record